Molecule: messenger RNA, 2906 nt
Organism: Eleginops maclovinus (Patagonian blennie)
Lineage: Eukaryota; Metazoa; Chordata; Actinopteri; Perciformes; Eleginopidae
Product: lipopolysaccharide-induced tumor necrosis factor-alpha factor homolog
Exons: 5
Coding region: 220-660 (146 amino acids)
Cellular component (GO): nucleus; cytoplasmic side of late endosome membrane; cytoplasmic side of lysosomal membrane
Molecular function (GO): zinc ion binding
Source: RefSeq, a predicted model, not a curated record
CAAGGAAUGAAAGGGAGGGAAAAAAGGGGGAGUGUAUCAUGAAUCUGUAGCGCUCCAGACACUUGAAUGCAUCAGAGUAACUUAAGAACUUCCUCAUAAUUGUUAUAGAACCCUGUCAGUUUUAAUGCCUUUCUUCCUGCCUUACUCGGUGCCAAACAGCUCCAGUAGAGAGGCUGCGUGAUUCUGCUUUAUUUAGUUUGAAGUAACCUUUUUUUGAAGAUGGAGAAAGGCUACCCACCACAGGAACAAGCUCCACCAUACCCUGGGCCGCCUAUGAACUAUGGCGGUGCAAUGCCACAGCCACAGCCAGGGCCGUACGCUCAGCCGUGCUACUACCCUGUAUCGCCCCCACUUGUGUACCAUGGAAAUGUUGCCAUCGCUCCACCCGCUGCAGUUCCUGCCACAACAGUGACACAUGUGAUAGUACGCAAUGCACUACAUGACGUCCCGGGGCUAGUUGUGUGUCCCCACUGCCAGCAGUCGGUGAUCACCAAGACAAAGCGCACAGCAGGCCUGAUGACAUGGGCUAUCUGUGCUGGCCUCGGCUUCUUUGGGUGUUUUCUUUGCUGUUUUAUACCAUUCUGCAUUGAUUCCUGUCAAGAUGUGGAGCACCACUGUCCUUCCUGCCAAGGACUCAUCUACAUAUACAAGCGAAUGUGAAGCCAUCUGUGAUUAAGGAAGAUGACCUCAAUGCUUAUCUGCGGCCUUACUUGCUCUAUGAUUCUUUUUCCACAGAUAAAAAUUAUAACGUUAAAAACAACUAUCAUAUGCUGACAUUGUCUUGAACAUUUUGCAACUUUUUAAUGCUAAAGACAUAAGCCUCACACUGUAGGGAGUCAUAGCUGUAUUCAACAGUGAGUGGUGAACUUGUUUUUUAAUCAAAACAAACGUUUAUGUAAUAGUAUUUUUAUAUUAUGUUAUUAUACACAAACGAUCAUGCUGUUAAGUACCUUGUAGUUAUGAGUCGCUGCAAAACCAAGACAACAAGAUUAAACACUGAUAAGAACAAAAUAGGUGUUGUACUUAUCAAGUCACGAUCACAAUGGCUAGGGUGAUUCAUUUAGUUUAUUUGUGUGUAACAUCAAAUGUACUUUUUCCUACAUUUACAGUUAUUAUUAUUGGAUUUGUGGCGAUAGUUAGGGCUACAAGUAGGGGUGUUGUGAUUGUUGAGCUUGUGUCGAGUUGGUCUGAUGUGCCGAGUGGGAUGCUACAGCAUAGGAAUCGGGUCAGUGUGGUGGUUACUUCUACCCAGAAAUGCUGAGUUGGUGAACAGGUCCAGAGUGCAUGAAGGUAAUCGUAAGUUUUGUUGAGUACAUUCCUCUCUGUUCCGGUAUAUUCCAUCAUGUGCAUUUUGUGCUGUGUUGUGUGUGCUCUGUGAAUGACCUUGUAUUGAAAUAAUCUUACGUUGGUAUUAGUAGACAUGCGGAAAUUGUUAUUCCUUCCUACAGUUUGACUUUCUCCAAAGAUUUGACUAUUUUAGUGAGAUAAGAAAAAAGAAAGAAAGUACAGCUGCUUUUCUGAUUACUGCUUUAAUAAAGAAAAACAAGCUAAGCCAAUGUCCACCAACUGAAUCUGUUAUCUAAGCAAUCAGGAACGUUAAAAAAUAACAUAAUACAAAGACAGAAACAUCGUGAUUGAAGUUAAAGAUGAUAAUGUUGUAAAACGGUAUGAGAGACAGAAUAUGUGUCAGUCUAGUCUGGGGCACGUGUCGGAAGAGUGAGAGAGUCUUACAGUUUUACUUUCGCUCAAUGUAAAUAUUAACUUUAAAUCUGGCACUGUAUGUUUGGACAAUCAAUUUCGUUGGUUAAUGGUUAGAUGUUAUCAAGCGACUCUUGACCAAGUUCCAUAAAAUGUAACAGACUUUAAAAGAACUGAUAGCAGAAAACCUGACACUCAUGGCAACAUGAACUAAUGAUUAACCCUUAGUUAGUAAAGUUCAACAAUUUUAGAGCAGACGAUCUGAACCAAACACUCACUAAUUGUGCCGCAUCUUGUUAUUCUGUCAUUUGAAAUUAGAAAUUUGUUGGCUAUUAGCUGUUAGAAGCUGCUGUACAUGCAAAAAACAUAUCUGACAAGCUAAUCACUUUUUUAAUGACCGUUAAGUUACAGUUACAAUAUUCGGCAGCUGGUGGGAACAUUUGACAUUUACCCUUAAAAAGUCUCUGAAGUGUCCAUUUGGAAUGCAGGUUAGAUAGGCACGUAAAUAAAAUGCCAAAUUCACGUCUUGGACCCUCUGCUGUGCUCACCAACCUGAAUCCUGGGCCAUCAUAAUGCCCAGCAGCAGCCAUUUAGAGGGCAGGGGGGGUUAUAAAGUAUAAUCUAAUCUACAGAGCAAUCAACUUUGCUCAAUGAGGUCAAAGUAAUGAAGAAGAAACUUGAAGUACAUUAUUUCUUUUCAAUUUCAGAGUCAUUACUUGAAGUAAACAUCACCACUUCUUUACAUGCGCAUGUGAGCUUAGGUAAUUUGUUUUAACUAAUUUUUUAUACUAAUAUAAUUGUUGGGAUCAGUUUUUAAAGGAAGGAAAAUCAUAAAACAAAGAAUGCAGUCGUCUUGAAAAAUCAAUAAAAAUGUACGGUCAAGUGAAGGUAUUUUUUAAAACUUCUUUUCAGUUCGUUAUUCUUUGACAUUUGUACUGUUCAACAGAUUUAGCCUGUGCAGCACACUUGAGUCUGUAUCAUGAAGGAAAGGUUACAAAACAAUAGAAUUUACAAUAUUAUAUUAUAACUAUAAUAACUUUGCUAUUUAUAUAAUGAACAUUGUGAACUAUGUAACUAAUGUUUCUACAACAUGAUCUUGUUGAAACCAUGGAAAUGGCAAUAACAAACCUGAAACCCACCUUCUCCGACAAGUCAGAUACUCAAAACAUUUCAACUAUUGCAUUUUGAGAUAAAGGAAUGGUUUUUCA